AUGCGCACGCUAAAAAGACUGCUUCUCUCUCGAUCAUCAUCAGCGCUGCCAAAGAACAACAACAACAACAACAACAACAAAACUUCCCGCUUUUACUACUACCACGACCAUCGAAAAGCGAUGAUUACGACGAGGAUGAUGUCAUCUCUCACGUUUGCGCCUACAACUCCAGCAGCGAUUGUGUUUACUAAGAACAGUAACAACAAACACGCGACGACGAGAAGAGGAACGACGAUGAGAACCUUCGCGUCGUACGCGCAACCAAACAUGUCGUCGGAUAUGCAACAACAACAAAGAACGGCACCGCCGGCGACCGUGGAAUGGGACUCGACGUUGGCAAAUUCCGUCACUUUGAUUGGGAACUGUGGAGGCGAUCCAGAGCUGAGAGUUUUGCCGAGCGGGAAGAUGGUGUGCGAGGUGUCCAUCGCGGUGAGUCAAGGAAGGAAAGCGCAACAACAACAACAGCAAAAUGAUGAAGAAAAUGACGGCAAGACGGCGUGGUAUACCGUCGUCGCUUGGGACGAGGAAGCGGUGCGCUUGAACGAACACGUGCGUAAAGGGAAUUCGGUGUGCGUGCAGGGAAGGUUGACCACGGACACGUGGGUGUGCAAGCAAACCGGGCAGAAUAGGAGUAAAGCGAAGGUAGUGUUGAAUCAGUUUUCGUUCGUGGCGAGAGGCGAGAGCAUGGUGAGUAACAAUACCAACGGCGUCGGAUACGAGCCGAUGAGACAACAACAACAACAACAACAAUUUUCGCAAGGAGGAUACGAACCGAUGCAACAACAACAGCAACAACAACAACAACAACAGCAACAAAGAUCGCCACCACCGCCACCGAGCGGAGAUGGUUUCCAAUCGCCAAAAGACGCGUUGUGGCGUUCAGUUUUUGAUGCUCCGGACAGAUGGUGGGAUAACCGCGAAAACAAAAGAAACCCGCGCGCGCCGGAUUUCAAGCACAAAGAUACCGGCGAAGGCUUGUGGCUCACCGGGAGAGAUACGCCGCCGUGGGUCAUGGAACGCAUGAUGGGCGGUGCGGCUGGCGCAGCUGCUGGUGCAAUGGCGACGGGUCAAGACGAUUCUGAUGGCUAUUACGGCGCGAGCAAAGGCACCGCGUACAACAAUCCGUACGGAAACCAAGAGCCUGCGGUGAACGCGAACGAUUACUCUCAGGCGUACGAUCCGAACAACGGCGGGUACGAACCCGCGCAAGAGUGGCCAGACGACGAGGUGCCGUUUUAA
Messenger RNA from Bathycoccus prasinos, 1239 nucleotides. RefSeq names its product single-strand binding protein. The coding region runs from base 1 to 1239 and encodes 412 amino acids. Gene Ontology annotation, molecular function: single-stranded DNA binding. Gene Ontology annotation, cellular component: mitochondrial nucleoid. Lineage: Eukaryota; Viridiplantae; Chlorophyta; Mamiellophyceae; Mamiellales; Bathycoccaceae. The record is from RefSeq and is a predicted model, not a curated record. The transcript has a single exon. Gene Ontology annotation, biological process: positive regulation of helicase activity; mitochondrial DNA replication.